Panicum hallii is the source of this 1613-nucleotide messenger RNA. RefSeq lists its product as uncharacterized. The record is from RefSeq and is a predicted model, not a curated record. Bases 140 to 1432 code for a protein of 430 amino acids. The transcript has 2 exons. Lineage: Eukaryota; Viridiplantae; Streptophyta; Magnoliopsida; Poales; Poaceae.
CACCCACCAGGCUUCAUCGUCUCUGCUCUUCCUCCGCCGCGAAGAGAUCCCCCUCUUCGGGGGAGGCGGCCCUGGAGACCUACCCCUCCUCGACCUCGAGCUCCAAUCCUUCUAGAAUCUUCCGGAUCCUCCGACCCCCAUGGCCUGCUCGCCCCUCCCUCUCACCUCCCUCCUCCUCGCGCUGCUGCUCCUCUCCGCCCCAUCCCCGUCUGCCUCCGCCUCGCUCUCCUUCCUCACCGAUUCCUCCAACACCUCCGUCUCCACCUUCGCCGACCCGGAGCUGGAGGACCCUGCCCCGGAGCCCACCUUCCUCGAGGAGGUCAUCGACGCCGUCUCGGAGAAGUACGACUGGGACCUCGACGCCGAGGUCAGGGUCUGGCCGCUUGACGCCGACGCCGUCCGCGUCGGCGCAGUGCAGCGGUACGAGUUCCGGGCGCGGGCGGGCGGGAUGGCGGCGCUGGCGCGGUUCUCCGACGAGGCCGUGAAGUGGAGGCGCCCCACCUCGCCCGCGGUCGAGGAGGUGGACGGGCCGGACGGGAUCGACGUCGUCCCCGGCGAUGGCGCGUUUGGGUUCAGCUCCGGCGUGAGGGACGUGGAGCUGGUCGGGCCGGUGGAGCUGAAGCUCGCUGGCAAUGAGGAUGGCGGCCUCGUCGAGCUCCAGUUGCCAUCGGGGAAUCUCACAUAUACAAGGCUGAAGAGGAUACUUGUCGCUGAUGGCGUUGGAAUUAAGGUCAUUGGUGCAGAGAAAGUUUCAUUUUCCCACCCACACAGUAUAGGUCUUUUAGCAAAUGGAAGCUUGUUGACUAGUAACAAUGACCUAAGCCAGAAAUGGCCUUGGAGCUACUCAACCUGUGCCCCGCUACUUCAAGUUGGUGUUGUAGGAUCAGUCGUUAUUGUUGUGCAUCAGAACAGUGUGUCUGGAGGCCAUGUGAAGACUACGUUGAGGUCAGAUGACACCAUGGAGUUAUUGCUGGACAAGUGUCAAGUCAACCUGUCAAAUCGAUUGAUCUCGGCAUGUUUGUUCUGCUCAAUUAGCCCAAGACUGAUAAAGCUUGAAAGGAUCUUGAAGACUUGGUUUAGCAAAAGAAACCACAUGAAUAGCUCAAUGCGCUUCGUUGAAGCUAAAGUGACAUGGAUACCUUUGGUGAAAUUCCGUUUGGAGCUUGAAAGGGACAUCACUGAAGAGGAUCCCAUCUGGGAAGAUGUUCCAGAGUGGAAAACGAAACCAAUAGUCCAGCGAGUCACUCUUGACAUUAUAGCUAGGGUGGAAGAUGACGAUAGGCUGAAGGCUAUUUCAGUGAAGAAGGUUAGACAACCGUUCCCUAUAGUGGACACUACUACUUGGGGCAGCCUGACUUCAAAUGUUUCGUUCACAGAGUUUAUGUCAUUUGUAUUACCACCAGAACCGCUGUCGCUGGAUGUAAAAUGGUGAUAGCUUUUGCUCUGAUCUGCUUCUCAUAGGGAUGAUAGGAAAUUGCACAUAUACAUCAAUUCCGUGUAUACUUGAUUAGGCUGGAAGUGUACCUGAAAAAAUGCUAUUGCUGUAUCAUCUUGUUACAGUUUUGUGUUGCUUCUGGCAACCAUGUGAGUAACGUCUUACAUUGUUCAUAGUA